Messenger RNA from Schizosaccharomyces japonicus yFS275, 4419 nucleotides. RefSeq names its product rho-type GTPase activating protein Rga3. NCBI's taxonomy places the organism in Eukaryota, Fungi, Ascomycota, Schizosaccharomycetes, Schizosaccharomycetales, Schizosaccharomycetaceae. The transcript has a single exon. Bases 272 to 3544 code for a protein of 1090 amino acids. The record is from RefSeq and is a predicted model, not a curated record. Gene Ontology annotation, biological process: signal transduction. Gene Ontology annotation, cellular component: cell tip; growing cell tip; cortical dynamic polarity patch. Gene Ontology annotation, molecular function: GTPase regulator activity; small GTPase binding; diacylglycerol binding.
UACCUGGGCCCUAAACGAUGCAAUACCGCUAACUCGCGAAUUCCAGUAACCCACCAUCUACCAUCGCCCAAACCGCAUCAAAUACUGUGAAAGCUUAUUUUUCGCUUUCUGAGCCGUUUCCUGUUUACUAACGUCUUUUACGACUAGUUGAACGUGCCAUUUCCGGGAGGAACUGUGGUGAAACGCAUUCGGCGACGUUUUUGACGAAUUCAGCGAAUUUUUGAAAGUUACCGUGGCUCUAGUUCAUGUCAUACGCGUUUAGAAUAGCGACAUGCGGUUAUUGAGAAAAAGCAUGUCAAUUUCGGCACCAGCAGAACGAGAAGUUCCUGUGUGUCAUCGAUGCUAUUUGGCUUUUGAUCCUAAAACUACACCUAUAUCGUUUGGAAACCAUUUGUGGCACAAACAAUGCUUCAGCUGUACAAAAUGCGGCCAGCUCCUGGAACAAAGCAACAUGAUGCUGGUGCAGACGUCGGACGGACGACCAGUUUGUGAGGAUUGUGCUCAUUAUUGCAGUGUUUGCUACAAAAAGAUCAACGACUUUGCUGUGAUGUCUGGUUUUGACUCGUUCCACAGCGAUUGCUUCCGUUGCAAGGUGUGUCAUCGAAAACUGGAGGACAGCUCGUUCAAACGGUACAUCCGGGAUGUCUAUUGUCUGGACUGCUUCGGUUCACUUGAGAAACUGAACCGUGACGCAACAGUGUCCUCGAACAGCGGGUCUCAAAGAAGUGUUGAGUCGGGCAGCAUGCAGCAACAGCCCAUGCCGGAACAGAAACAGCAACAACGGCUGCCACCGCCGCUGCCGCCAAAACAACCGCAGAAGCAAUCGCAGUCCAAGCAGCAACAGCACCAAAAGCAACCUCAGAAACAGGCACAGCCACAGGUUCAGCAGCAUCAGCAGCCAUUACAAAAACAAACACAGCAGCAGCAAACGCAGCCGCCGCCUGUUUUCUCGCAACAACGACUGCCGCCGCAACAGCAACCACCGCCCAGCAUGCCAUUGCUGGAUUCUGCUCCUGUCGCUUCUAGCAGCAACAACAGCACCCCUCUGUCUUUGCAAACUGCUCCUCUUUUUCCACCUUCCACCGUUUCCAACAUCCCCAAGCCUGCGUCCGUUCACUCCAAUGCAUCAUCUUCCAACCAAUCUUCUAGUCUUCGUCAGCAUGGUUCGCGUUCUCCGGCCUCGUCCCGCGACUCGCAUUCUUGGCGCCAAUCUCCAACACGUCGUCAAUCGCCAACUCGACGUCCUCACAUUUCUUCUCCCACAGCGUUUCGCCAAUUGCCUGGUUUUGAUGCGAAUGGAAAUGCUACUGGUGCUACCGACGUACAAUCCUCGCUUUCCUUGCACUCUACCACAACAAAAAGUUCUCACCAUACGCUCAAUGCGACGAAUUCUCUGCCUAGCACGGUUGGUCGCAGAGAGCAUGCAAGUGGUGAAGAGAUAAACAAGGCAAACAACCGUAUCACCGUCGCUGUUGACUUAGCCGCCAUUGAUACAGAGGCUGAUGCCUUUCCUUCGCCUCAGGUUAUGGAGCAUGAUGAUCUGCAGGAUUUUGCGGUUUCCUUUAAUCCUGUACCUGGUGCGACGACUAUCAACAACCGGCAAGCCGGUGUCCCCGAAGAGGCCACUACUGCUGCGUUCAGAUCAGUUCCCACCUCUCCCAAAAACAAAAACCGUGCGCUAGUGCAACCUUCAACCCCCUCCAAAACGGACUUAUUUACACCGAAACAUACUACUCAUCUUUCAUCUCCUCCCGUUACCGCUCACCGCAAGUCUUCGUCUACGGCAUCUAUUGUCGUUGACGUAGAGCAUCUUGCGUUGAAGCAGCGGGAUGGAGACAUAACGGCGAAGCCCUUUGAGACUGAGAGUACCGGUGAAACUCGUAGCCUUAGCCCGACCACUCUCAGUGUUCCCGAACGAGACAGUGGUUUUCAUCAUCGUCGACUGUCUUUGGCGAAUGCGAUGGACAACCUUCAUCUGGAUCCGUACCAUUUGACCAUGGAAAGUCAUCAAGCUGACAUAAGUUCUUUGCACAAGCGUCUCGACGACAUUGCUACUUUUUUGACUCAGGUUACCAACAAAUUGCGCGGAGGCGAAAAAGACGCACACGAGGAAAAGGCUUUACGAAAAGCGAAGCAAAAUGUCGUGCAGUGUUUUUUCAUCUACGAAGCUGCAGCGAGUGACCCCAUGCGCAAGGAUGAAGAGUACAAAAAACUUACUAUGGCUGUAAAUGCUUACCUCGAAAUGAUUCGCAACACUUAUGGACAGGAAAUCGCCAACCUGCAUUCCAAGAGAAAUGAGCUUUUACAGGACUACGAAAACAUCCAGAAAAUGGUCGCUCAGGCUGUCGAGGCAGCCGUGCACUUGAACACGAAGAAUGUUGAGUUGGCUGAUCUGAACAACGACUUGGUUCGCCAAAUACAAUACCGUUCCAGUGUAGCUGAUGCAAGCGAGCUUUUGCAAACAGUUCGUCCUACAUUCUCGAAUGGAGGUUUGACAAAGGAUUCUGACAGUGACCAUUACACCCGUGGUCUCCGGCACGAGAACGUGUCGCCAAACUCAAGCUUGAUUACACCGACUCGCGGAGAAAUGAAGACUAUUCGAAAGCUUGGCAUGAAAAUUAGUUCCUCGACUAAAUCGUCGCUGCGCAAGGGCCAACAGAAAUUUGGUCACACAAAGUCCAAGUCUACUGACUCUCAGGUCAGUAUUAUGGAGGAGCAGACUUGUUCGCAUACAUUCCAGGCGAAUACCUUCUUCAAGCCUGCUCGUUGCGUUUAUUGCUGGGAAACUCUUUGGGGUGCCGAGCUUCGGUGCACACAAUGUUCAUCGGCCAUUCAUUCAAAAUGCUUCAAGCGCUUUCAGGCUGAGCGCGUUUACGCUGCCAACGAAAGAGAGCAAGCUCAAAAUUCUCACCAACGUAAUAAUAUGUCCCAGGGACAAUCGUUGGAUACGUCUGUGCACUCGUUAUUUGGACGAAGCCUUAUUCACCAAACAUCUUUGGAAGGUGGAACUAUUCCUAAGAUCAUUGCACUUUGCGUCCGUUGUAUUGAUAUGUAUGGUAUGGAUUGUGAAGGUAUCUAUCGUAAGUCUGGCGGUGCCUCGCAAGUUCGAAUGCUCAUGGAUGCAUUUGAAACAAACAAUAUUAAUAUGGAGCUUCUGUCUGAAGACUUGGCUGCCUGCGGUUCAGUGCUUAAAGCCUAUCUUCGGAAGCUACCUGUCCCAGUCAUUCCGAACCCAUGGUACACGCGGAUCAUCAACAUUAAUCGUCGUGCUCCGGAGGAUGAUGUUAUUCAAGCUCACCGCCUUCUUUUACUCGAGCUUCCAGCUGCACAUUUUUGCUCUUUGCGUUUGUUGGUCCAACACUUGGCACGUAUUGUUGAGCAUUCUAAGACAAAUCUGAUGAAUGACAAAAACGUGGCCACCGUUUUUUCUCCUACGAUCAUGCGAGAUGACAAUGGUCAGCUCGAAAUUGAAAACAUGGAGAAGAAGAAUAACUGCAUGCGUUUCAUGAUUUUGAAUUGGCGUGCUCUCUUCUCUUCGGCCUAAGGGAUAUGUUUUCAGUUUUCUACAGCGCACAUCACAGGCGUCUGCGGUCUGGCUAAUCAUCUGGUUUGUCUGGGGUUGACCAUUCGAAACACGCAUACACACUACAUAUAUUUUCUCCUUCCCCUCCCUCCCUCUUACACACACAUACGCAUGCAUUCUCUUUAACUUAUUUUUAAAUAUGACGCAGCACCGCCGGCCGGCUCUCUGCAUUCAAACGGUUUGCUCCACGAAUUUGAGAAAUUCGCAAGGUGCGAAAGCGUGCCGCCACUGUGGCAGUCAGUCAUUCCCUCGUUCUUGCGUCCUUCCCCUCGUUUAGUGCGUUGACGAAAGAGAAUCAUUCGUCGUGAACGGAUGGUAUGAAUUUGAGGCCUCUUCUUUUUAUUUUACUUUUUUUUGGUUCUAUGAAUGCAGGAAUUCCACAUUCUUUAACGGUCAGAUUUCCUCUACAAGAAUAUAUUACUGCUAUUAUUAUUGCUUGCUACCACGACACCACCGUCUGUCUAAUACACAUAAUUCAGUGGUAGAGAGGCCCACUCAUGCAACCGAUAUUAACAACACAUACACACGUACGCAUGAAACACCGUACACAUCUUCUACCGCCCUACCCGACGAAUUGUCUUUCUCUCUUUAUCAACAGCUUGUGCGCCCUCUUUUGCAAAACACGCUAAUGGGAUAUAUGCCAAUUGUAAUUCUUGUUUCGUAAUAUAAUCAUAUCCUACAUCGCAGCACCAAGCACAGCGGCAGACGAUGUUUGCUGCACAACGCCUGUGCUCUCUGCGCUUAGUUUCGCAAGCUGCACGUUUAUUUAGCUCUCAUAGCUUCCAAUACAUGCAAACAUUGAUUCAUAAACUCAGGUCUUCGUCAUUAAAUAGUAC